This is a messenger RNA of Oryctolagus cuniculus (rabbit), 10634 nucleotides long. The record is from RefSeq and is a predicted model, not a curated record. Lineage: Eukaryota; Metazoa; Chordata; Mammalia; Lagomorpha; Leporidae.
CUGGCCACUCGGAAUGCAAUCAAGGAAGCUGUGAGGAAGGACCUGGAGAACAACCCACCCUCAUGCCUGGUCGGCUCCAUGCAGCAGGUGAACAGAAGGAUCGCGGAGGUCGCCCUGCUGCCCAGCCUGCUGACCUGCCGCCUGGAAGCUGAGCCAGGAGCAGAGCCAGGACUAGGCCAGGCCCUCCGGUGCGGAGCACGGGCGUUCCAGCUGCCAGGCUGACGGCCAGCCCUCCUCCUCCUCGUCGACUGUGCUUAAGCGACCUGAGGCACAGCUCCACGAAUCGCCACGGUGGAGACGGGAGUGACAAAGCCAUGGCAGCCAAGCCUCAGGUCACUGCUGGGGUCCACUCCCCCACUGCUGCGGCCCCACGGGCCCUGGCCGCUCAGCCACUUCGCCUGCCCCCUCCCAGUGCGGGCGCUGUGGGGAGGCGGAGGACUCCAGUCUGCUCUCCAGGGACCCCGUGAACUAAGAGCCACGGCCGGGCCCCCACGUGUUUUCGUGGAUCUGCAGCAGGUGGCCCGAGCAGGCUUCAGCCAGGCCCAGCUUUUCCAGGCGGCCACCGUCAGCCGGAGCCAAGGGCAGCGGCCGCCGUCUCAGGGCGUGGGCCCGCCACGCUGCUGCAGUCCCCACUGAACGCCCCCGUUCCUGGGCCGGGGGUGAAAUCUGAGACCUUGACUCAAAACGUCGAGGGUUCUUGUCGUAUAUUUAGAUAAGAAUUUUAAACAUCUGCUGCUUAUAAAUGGAACAGGCAACAUGGUACAGUUUUUAGCAUGUAUUCAGUGAGAGAAAUACGCAGGAAAGUGCAGGCUUUAUCGAGGGGGAGAAGUCUAGAAAUAAGAGAGCAGGCGGAGCCACGUGGAGCAAGCGUGCGGUUCGGUUCAGCCGCGGGUAGUGUAGCGCGGGCAGGACACAGAGCAGAGAGCAGGUGGGCAGCAGGCUGCACGCCUGGAGGCCCAGGACAAGGGCAGGCGCACCGUGCUCUGGUCUUUCCUUCACUACCAAAAGGGAGUGGUUACGUAGUCUGACUGGCAGGUGGGCGUCCUCGUGAGGUCAGGUAGGGGCGUGAGACCACGAAAGGGAGCAGGGUGAAGGCGUGGUCUCCAGCUCACAAAUCUAACCGAUUUAAUCCCAUCUGCCUGCCUGGGUCAGCUGGCAUCAGGGGUGUACACGUGGUGGGUUUCACACGUUCAUCACAGACCAGACGCGAGCCCAGGUCAUCUGUGGCCCGUGCAGAUGGAAGGCCCUCCCUGGGCACCCCUUGGCCUGAUCUUGGGCCCACCGGUCUUCCCUGGCUCUCCUCCUCCUCUUCGGCUUCCGUCACUUCCCUCUGCUGCUUUGGUCCACUGUGGCCCUGCUCCUGCGCUGCCUUGCCAGUUCACAGCUCCUACACCCCUAACCCUCUCACCGUUGCCCACUUGACUUGUGAGAGAGAGAGAGGCAGAGAGCUCCCAUCUGCUGAUUCACUUCCCAAAUGCCAGCCAGGCCAAAGCCCGGAGGCAGGAGCUCAGCUGGGGCCUCCCACGUGGGUGGCGGGCACCCACCUGCUGCCUCCCAGACUGCUCAUUAGCAGGGAGCUGGGAUCAAAAGCAGAGCUGGGACUUAAACCCAGGCCCCCCAUUAUGGGAUGCAGGUGCCCCAAAUGCCUGCUGUCUCCCGGCAUCCUGCUUCCUGCCACAUUCCUCUGCCCCCGCGUCUGGUGUUCCACUUCACCCUAACCCCAGAUUUUCCAGUACUGACUUUUGGGGUCAGUUCAGCUCUUGAGUCAAACUUUUAUUUUUAAAAGCGUACAUACAAGGUGAUACAUUACUCUAAAGUAUUCAAGCAGUCUGCAGGGGUGUAGGUAGAAAGUGAAGGUCAGCCUGAUCUGCCCCGUUUCCUGCCCUGGCCGUCACCACUGAUCAGACCUUUGCAUUUGAAGGACGAGGCUCACAACUUCAGGCCGUUGUCCGUCCGUCCGUCUGUCCUUCCUUCCCAUAAGCAGGAUCAUACAUAAAUUUUGUUUUGUAAACUGCUUUUCUUUUCUCUUAUUUAUUCCCUUAUUUUUAGCGUAAAUACCUCUUGGAGAUUUUUUUCUUUUCAAAGUCGAUACUAUUUUCCCAAAUCAUCCUUUUAAUGGACACAUAAUAUCCUUUAGUUUGGAUAUGACACAAUUUAUUUAACAGUUUCCUAUUUUUGAACAGUUUCCUAUUUUUGAAGACUAGAGAGGAGAGAAAGAGACAGAGAGAGAAAUCUUCCUUCCACUGGCUCACUCCCCAAAUGGCCACAAUGGCUGGAGCUGGGCCAGGCCAAAGCCAGGAGCCAGGAACCGCAUCCGGGUCCCCCCCGCCCCCCCGGGUGGCCAGGGCCCAGGUACUUGGAUCAUCAUCUGCUGCUUUCCUGGGUGCAUUAACAGGGAGCUGGAUCAGAAGCAGAGUAGCCAGAACUGGAGCCGUGGCUUGAUUUCAAAUGCCAGCGUCACAGACGGCGGCGUGACAGUGUCUUGUUGAUCAUGGUAUUUCCACGGUAUUUUUGUUGCAGUGAACAUGUAUUUUUGUAUAUGUGUCUGUUUCCAAAAAACUAUUUAUGCUGUUUUCUUAAAAGGCAGAGAACCAAAAAGAGAGUUCUCUCAUCUGCCUGGUUCACGCCCAAGAUGCUUGCAGCAGCCAGGGCUGGACGAGCUGAGCCGGGGGCUGCGAUGCGGUCUCCACUGCCCCUGUGCGUGGCAGAGACUGAAGCACUCGAGCCAUCAGCUGCUGCCUUCCACGGUGUCCGUGAGCAGGAAGCUGGAACUGGGAGAUAAAUACAGAACGUGGACGUCCCACGUGGCGCCUACACUGCCUCACCAAUACCCAUCCCCGGAGAUGUGUCUUGGGAUUCAUUUACAAGUGUUUUUUCAGAAUUCAGCUCUCUAGUGAAAUGUUUAAUCUUGAUAAAUACAAGCAUGUGUCUAAAACAGCCAUGGAAAAAUGGAAUUCAAAACUAAGCUUGUUUGGAUGCAAAACUAUUUUUAAAUCCUUGCUUAGCUUUUUUCAUAAAAUGUGCUUCCUGGGGUUGGCACUGUGGCAUAGCAGGUAAAGUCACCGCCUGCCAUGCUAGUAUACCAUGUGGGCACCGGUUUGAGACCUGGAUGAUCCACUUCCAGUCCAUUUGUGGUUUAUCAAGCUGAGACCACCCCCUCAUCAUUUACCACCCCCUCCCCCGCCUCCUCCAGGCAGUCCUCUGAGACUCUUCCAGCCACGCCAACCUCACUUGUUGGAACCCUAAGCGCAGCAGCUAAGCGCGCUCAUGGUUCCACGUGUGCCGGUUUGGCUUUCCAGGUAGCACGUUCUUGCCCUCGGUUGCCGGAACCUAGAAUUCUAGCUCUGUGUUAACGUCAUCCGUGCCCAGUGCUGGGGCGGGUGAUUCGCAGUCAGAGCACCCUGGGGGGUUCCUGACACUCUUUUUCUUUCUCUUUCAGGGGGUGGGGGGUUGAGGGGGUGGGGAGGAGUCAGAGGCCAGGUAAGUCCGUCUGCGGAGCUCAAGGUGAGACGAUGGGCAGCAGCAGCGGUUGCGGGGCACUGAGCAGCUCCUGCGUGCCAGCGCUUCCAGCACAUCCCGUUACCUCUGACCCCUGGAAGGGCCUGGAAGGCAGGUGUCGCCAGCCGCCUUUUACAGAGGGAUCGUGAUGCACAGGGCCAUGAUUGCAACCCCGCUGCAAAUCCUCCACUUCUCAGAGACGUGGCCAGGAGGAGGGGCAGCGCGGCAGGGCCAGGCUGGGGUCUGGGGUGGGUUGGUGGCACUCGGGGAGAUGGUGUCCGUGACACCGAUGGCCCCAGGCCCUACCACUAGCCGGGGCAGCCAGGCUGGCCAGAGACUUAGCUCCAGAGGCCUCCAGGCACCAAGAAGAAAAAGGCUUAGUCCCCGGCCCCUCUGCCUGACCUAAUGUCUCAUUGUGUUGUGUGUGUAUUUUUUUUUCCGAUUUUUGAAGGCAAUUGAGAAAUUUGAGUUGGAGAAGAAGGCUGUAAGAGAGAAAAGGCGCAGCAGCCCAGGAGACAGAGGCAAACCUCCUUUCUCAUGGCCUCGGUGGUUUUUAGUGGGGUUUGGUGUUUGCUUUAUUAUCAUUAUUAUUGUUUAGUAUUGGGUAGGAGUCCAAGGCUUCUUCUAAAAGAGCCUUGAAUCUCACUUCCUGCCGUUGAGCAAGGAAGGAAGGAAGGAGGGACAGCACCUUUCAGAGACCACCUACUGCGUGGCACGCGGCACCAGGCACUGUGUGCCCAGUCCCCCAGGUCCUCCCGACGUCCCCUGACACAGGCCUGGGGCAGGCGGCCCGAGUGUAAAGCCACAGCGUGUGUAGCCCUUGCUGCUCCGUGGAGCAAGUGGCCCCGUCGGAGCUGGAGGGAGGAGUCUCAGCCACCUGGGAGGAGACCGCAGCCCCAGCGGCCAGGGCAGCCCAGGCAGAGCGCGAAGCCCCCAUCACAGUUCCCGCCCAGCCCAGGACGGACCCUGGCGCUGCUCAUUUCUUAUUUCUCUCCCUCCGUUCUGCAGGCAAGAGACAAAGGAAAAUGGAGGAUUUCUGCAAAGACCUGGACCUCAAGAAUGCCCGAUCUUUCCUGACGAAAAGGAAAACAGCAGAUAAGAACCUGCUGGCAGAGCUGUACCAGUACCCAGCCUUUGACAGCGCCAGGCCAAACGAGCUUCCCAACGGGGUGGGCUUCUGCGACAUGGUGGGCAACGUGGUCCGGGCUGAGAAAAACCCCAUCACUGGCAAGUCUUUCUGUUCAGAUAAAGAAUUAAAGAAGUUUCUCUCUUCUCCUCUCCCAAGAGCCAUGUGGCUGGACAGCUUCUGGUGGCUGUUUCAUGAAAGGUACCAGCCCAACAAGGAGAUCCAGGACAAGCUGUUCGAUCGCACAGCGCGCUGCUACGCCGUCCUGCUCGUCCAGCAGCCCAGGUCCCACUACGAAGAGGCGCUGCUGAAAAGGCUGCCCUCGCUGCUGAGCAGAGCGCUGUACACCAGCUUCUGCUGCUGCUUCCCGCAGUCCUGGUUCAACAUGCACGAGUUCAAGUCCUGCGUCUGCAACACGAUGAGCCUGUGGAUCACAGGCACCUAUCCUUGCCCACAGGGCUACGCCGGCUGGAACUACUCAGAGCUGGAUCCAGAGAGGUUCCGCAGAGAGGAGUUAAUGCUACAGAGAAAAAGGCUGAUGAGGGGAAGAACGUACUCUUUCUUCACUUCUAAGAGAUUGUUUUCCCGGAAGCCAACCCAGAGCAGAAAACCCCAGUACCCUCAGCCAACCCCAGAGAAAGCGUUCUCAGCCGUGCGGAAGUCCGGAGGCGGCUCGGGGCCACCUGACACCGGGAGAGAGCAUCGUCCUCACAUCUUGCAAUCAAGGAAAGCCUCACCGCAAGUCAAGAAGGUAACAGAAGCACGAGAAUACGAGAACGCGCUUUCUAAGCAGGCACAUCGGCAGGGAGCUGAGUUGGAAGCGGAGCAGGCAGGACUCGAUCCAGCGCUCUGCUGCGGCUGUCAGCAUUGCCAGCAGCAGCGCCUUUGCUUCCUGGUAAGUGCUGUGAAAGGGGCCGUGUCCUUACACUUUGCUUUGUUGCCUCCCCAGUCUCACCCUGCUUGCAGAAGCCCGCCUCUCACGUGGAACCUCUUCAACACGUACGGGAAGAGCCCCCUGGUUGUGCACUUCCUGCAGACCUACUGCACGCUGCCGCAGCAUGGCAUGGACGUGCUGGUGGUCAGGAGGGAGAGGACCACGCUGCUCCCUGGGUCCACCCUGACCUACGCCGAGCUCAUCAGCCUGACCCUGAACAGCAUGCAGAAGCGGAAGGACAACAUGCGCCAGCUGAACCGGCUCUACCGCAGCGAGUGGAGCUAUUUCGAUAGCUACCUGAAGGCGCUGCGAGAGAACCUCCUGAGGGAGGUGAAGAACAUCAAUAAGAGAGCAGCCGAGAAAAAGAAAGCGAGCCAGAGGUUCCUCCCGCCCUCGUCCUUCAGCGAGGAACAACCUGAGAAGAAGCCUGGGGGAAGUCACCACGCGGAAACUGCCUUUCUCUUAAGGAAGGAAAAGAAAGAGCAAGAAAGGGCAGAAGAACAGAGUCUGACCCUCCUCCCCGCUCACUUCGACAGCCCGAUGCACUCCCUGCCGUGGAAGGAGAGCCCCUAUCAAGUCCGCGACCUCUCUGAGUCCAGAGAGGCGGAGAUCACCAAGAAGCCCAGAGCAGUGCAGAAAAAGGACGCGGUCAUCCUCAGCCUCUCCCCUGCCAGCUCACACGAGUGACUCCGUGUCCGGAAACUGGGAGAAACUCCUAAGGGGAAGCCCACAUGUGUUGUCGGAUUUAAUCCAUAGCAGAAACAGCAAAGCAAAACAACAACAACAAAAAAAAUCACCUCAACCAGGGCACAUUCAGGUGAUCCCGGGCUAUGCACACAGAAUAUUAAAGGUCACUCCCGCCGUGGGCCAGAGUCAGCACGUGAGCGGGAAUUAAUGCGCCUCGCUCGCUCAGGCUUGCACUCACUGUCGUCCUUUUGUUUUUCUGAUGGAUUUAUGUAUUCGUGUUUGUGUGAUGAAUUUUUGUAUUUGAGAGACAGACAGAGAGCUCCCAUCUGCUGGUUCCCUCUACCCAAAUCCCCACAUGGCCCAGGCUGGGGAACCGGCUGGCUGCUUGGCACGAAGCAGGCGCUCGGGACUUUGGGGUCUCCCGCAGGCGGACACCUUCACUUGAACCCUGAGCAUCGCUCUGGGUGACCGUCUUGGAGAACAUUGCCCAGGUAGAAGGUGGAGGGGGGCGGCUAGGGAAAGAACUCCGCCCUCGGCAUGACAAGAGUCAGGCCCAGAAUCCCCGUCCGGCUUCGUGACCGAUGGGGGACUUCGGACUUCGUAGCUGGCUGUGGGAGUUUGUUUUUGAGAACAAAGACGGGAUGGCGGGCUCAGGAGGCAGGGCGUGAUGGCUGAAUAAGCACUCGUGCAGAGUCCUCGGCACGGCGCAUGUUACUGGGUCCUCGCCACAGCCGUGACUGUUGGAUAUUAUUAGGAUGCAAAGUGCUGUCUUCCUCAGCGCUGGCCGUGUGCCGCACGUGCUGGGCCCGAGGCGCCGUGCAGCGCAGGUCAUCACCUUCCGGCCUUCCCUGUACAACUCCAGCCACAGCCAGCUCUUCGUGCAGCUCUGCUGUGCCCUUUGCUAGUUCUGGGCCCUUUUUCUGAUACUGCUUCUGUACUGGAAAUCCCUCCCCCCUUCUCUGUGAACUCCCAACAUCACUAACUCCUGCUGCUCAUCCAGGGCCCCGCUUGCCAUGUCCCCUCCUCUGGGAAGCCUUCCCUGAUACACCACCAGCAAGGUGGGCACCAGGGGCCCCUCUGCAUGCUCCAGCAGCCUUUCCCGCACCCCAUAUGGUUGCAGUCACCGAGAGGUGUGACGUCUGGUUACUGUCUACCUCUGCCGUCAGUCUCGCCCAGAAAGAAGGCCUCCCGGGCCUUGGAGGAGCUGUGCUACCUCCUCUCUCGGGACACGGCUGUGGGGCCCAGGAUCGCCUCUCUGGAAAUUACUGAGGUCUCAUAACCAUAGGUCUUGCAGGAAGUUUAAGACGGGAAGACUGGCCUUGCUCUUCGUAAAUCUAUCAGAAGGAGAAUUUUUGUGGAAGAAUUCAUUGCCGUUUAUAAGGGGAGAGGGGUUCAACGUCAAAGGGAACUAACAUUUUUAAAGCAUUUGCAGUAAUUUUUUUUUUUUUUGACAGGCAGAGUGGACAGUGAAAGAGACAGAGAGAAAGGUCUUCCUUUGCCGUUGGUUCACCCUCCAAUGGCCGCCGCGGCCGGCGCGUUGCGGCCGGCGCACCGCGCUGAUCCGAUGGCAGGAGCCAGGAGCCAGGUGCUUUUCCUGGUCUCCCAUGGGGUGCAGGGCCCAAGCACCUGGGCCAUCCUCCACUGCACUCCCGGGCCACAGCAGAGAGCUGGCCUGGAAGAGGGGCAACUGGGACAGAAUCCGGCGCCCCGACCGGGACUAGAACCCGGUGUGCCGGCGCCGCUAGGCGGAGGAUUAGCCUAGUGAGCCGCGGCGCCGGCCUCAUUUACUGUGAUGUGGGACAAAGCAAAUGAGUGAUCGCACGGUCUCCAAUUCUCUUUCCCAGUGUUGCUGAGAACCAGCGCUCUCUGCGUGGAAGAGGGGAAACCAGACGGCAAACUGGAAGUGGCUCAGUUAGAGUCCUGUAGUCUUCAUUCUGAACUGGCUAUAAAUUAAGGACGAGGAGCUGGCACAGGUAUUUGGCGUAGAGGUGAAGCUGCUGGUUGGGGACCCCACGUCCCGCAUCAAAGUACGUCCAUGUGAGGAGCCGGUGUGGCGCAGUGGGCUGAACCGCUGCUUGUGAUGCCGGCAUCCCAUCUUGGAGCCCAGUUCAGCUCCCUGAUCAUGUGCCGGGGACGGCAGCAGAGCGUGGGCCAAGCGCUUGGGCUCCCGCCACCUGCAUGGAGUUCUGAGCUCCUGCUUCAUCCUGGCGUAGUGCCAGCCAUUACGGCGUUUGAGGAGUGAGCCAGAGGGUGGAAGCUUCUCUCUCCCUCUCUCUCUCCCUCUCUGUCAAAUAAAUCUAAACAAACAAACAAACAAACAAAAAAAACACCCUAGGUUUGAGUUCUAGCCCUGCUGCCAAUUCCGUGUCCUACCAGUGGGGACCCUGGGAGCUGAGACGCAGGGUCGCUGCCACUCGCACAGGAGGCCGGGAUUCUCAGCACCCAGCUUGGCCCAGCCCAGCCCCGCCCCGGUUGUUGCAGACAUUUAGGGAGGUGAACCAGAAGGCGCGAGCUGUGCAUGGAUGUAUGUGACGCUGUCUCUCAAAAACAAAAGAAGCGUUGCGUGGGAGACAUGGAGGAUGGCUAGAGGGGAGGGGAGAGGAGGAUGGAGAGGAUGGGAGAGAGCCCAUUGGUUUAUACACCCCAAAUGCACGCUUGAAACAUGUGCAGUUUCUCAUGUCAAUUGUAACCAAAUAAAGCUGUUGUUUAAAAAAAUACUCAUAUUCUAAUAUUUCAUUGAAAUGACCAAGAAAUAAAGACUCAUUCAGUGGCGAUGACCCAGACUGUGGUCUUGGAAUAUGAUUUGCACAUGGGGCCGGCGCCGUGGCGCAGCAGGUUAGCGCCCUGGCCUGAAGCACCGGCAUCCCAUGUGGGUGCCAGUUAGAGACCCAGCUGCUCCACUUUCAAUCCAGCUCUCUGCUAUGGCCUGGGGAAGCAGCAGAAGAUGGCCCAAGUGCUUGGGCCCCUGCACCCACAUGGAAGACCUGGAAGAAGCUCCUGGCUUCAGAUCGGCGCAGCUCUGGCUGUUGCAGCCAACUGGGGAGUGAACCAGCGGAUGGAAGACCUCUCUCUCUCUCUCUCUCUUUGCCUCUACUCUCUCUGUGUAACUCUGACUUUCAAAAUAAAUCUUUUUUUAAAAAAGAAGAAAUAUGAUUUGCACUGAAAGGACCAGGGCUCCUUGGAGACACGACGGGUUCCAGGCCUGGGCAGGGAACGCGUGAGUCGAAGCCGGAACAUCUUGUCGCGCUGCAUAGCAAAGGAGCCACCAGCAAGAUUCAGAAACCAGCUUGGAGAAGGUACGAUGAGUACUAGGAACAUUUGAGUGCCCAUAGCAAUGAGCAUCGCCUCAGACUGAGGCACGUCCAGCGUGUUUUUCCUGUGACUUCACAUCGUCACCUUGAAAGAAGCUAAGUGACAACACUAGGGAACCGACGCGUCAUCCUGAACACUGGCCAUGCAGGGGACGCCUGAGCACCGGUCAUUCCAUCCCCGCAUGAGCGGCAUCACCAGGUAACCAAACUGCAGAUGCAGCAGGCUUCCUCAGAAACACCAGCUUGGGGGCUGGCGUCGUGGCACAGCAGGUAAAGCCGCCGUCCACGAGGCGGGCAUCCCAUAUGGGCACCGGUUUGUCUCCUGGCUGCUCCACUUCCAAUCCAGCUCCCUGCUAAUGUGCCCGGGAAAGCAGCAGCAGAUGGCCCAAGUGUUUGGGCUCCUGCCACCCACACGGGAGACCCAGAAGAAUUUCCUGGCUUCGGCAGGGGAGUAAACCAGCAGAUGGAAGAUCUCUCUCUCUUUUUCUCUCUCCUUCAAAUAAAUAAAACAAAAAGAAACACUUCAUCUAUUAUGAAAGAAUGAUAGACUUAAAUGUCACCGUUGUAUAAUCCCCGAUGAAUCUGUGUCUGCUGAUGUCCUUAAAAGAUACAGGCAUUGAUUAAAUGGCCCCAAUGAGGGACAGCAACAAACCCACGAGACAGUCUCACUGAAUAAUCCCAUCUAGACUCUACUUCCGGCCUCCACCAGAGGAAAGGCAGAGGAGGGGAGCACAGCAGACCCACCAACAGGAGACAGCAAAACCCGGGGGAAAAUGACUGUGUUUUCAACAUAUACGCUGCAAAGGAAAAAGAGGGAACCUAUAGACCGAAGAGACUUAGAAGGCGGCAAUCAGUUGUAGCAUGUGGAUACUAUCUGGACCCUGGCGGAAGCAAACUUGAAGCUGGGUGAUGGAGAUAUUCUGCUCUUUUGCUUUUAUUUAUAUGCAAAAUUACCCGUGAUUCUAAAAAAAAAUCCCGGGGUAGGCACUGUGGCAUGGUGGGUUAAGCCGCCACUUUGAACGCUCACUUCCCAUACAGGGUCCCAGCUACUCCACUUCCAGUUCACCUUCCUGCGAAC